AUGCUUCGCAUCGCCAAGGUUUUUUCAUCAACUGUCAAAAAUAUCAACAAGGCCAUUGAAACGCCCUUAGGAUUCAACGUCACGUCCAGAUGUUUGGCUACACAAGCGGCAGUAAAGGUCAAGGAAGAUAAGCCACGAGAAAAUGCCAUCAUGAAGGAGUCUCAGUCUUUUACCAUGAAUCUUUUUCGUGGCCAAUUGCAGCUGAGCCAAGUAUGCCCGUACCCAGAACCUAUGACUCAGGAGCAAACUGAUACGAUAAGAAUGCUUAUUGAUCCCGUGGAAAAGUUCUACGAGGAAGUAAAUGAUGCUGUUAAAAACGAUCAAAACGCGUACGUGGAUGAGAAAACGGCAGCUGCUCUCUGGGAUAUGGGAGCGUUCUCUCUGCAAGUUCCCACGGAAUUUGGCGGAUUGGGAUUAACGAAUACUCAGUACACGCGAAUCGUUGAGAUAUGCGGUUAUCACGAUUUGGGUAUCGGUAUCACACUGGGUGCACAUCAGAGUAUUGGAUUCAAAGGUAUACUUUUGUACGGCACACCGGAACAGAAGACCAAGUACCUACCUCAAGUAAGCAACGGCAAAUACGCUGCCUUCUGUUUGACGGAACCGACUUCCGGUUCCGACGCCAAUUCAAUACGUUCACGUGCUAUUAAAUCCGAGGACGGAUCGCACUAUGUUCUCAACGGCAACAAGAUAUGGAUUUCAAAUGGUGGCAUUGCCGAUGUCAUGACCGUGUUCGCUCAAACGCCUAUCACGGAUCCGAAAACAGGCGAAACGAAAGACAAAAUAACCGCUUUUAUUGUGGAGAGAGGAUUUGGUGGUGUUACCAGUGGAGCGCCCGAGAAAAAAAUGGGCAUCAAGUGUAGCAACACGACUUCGCUUUUCUUCGAGGAUGUUAAGAUCCCACUAGAGAAUGUUCUCGGCAAGGAGGGUGAAGGUUUUAAGGUUGCUAUGAACAUCCUAAAUAAUGGUAGAUUCGGUAUGUCUGCGUGUCUUUCUGGCACCAUGCGCUACUGUAUCAACAAAGCCGUAAAUCAUGCAACGCAACGCCUGCAGUUUGGUCGUACAUUGGAUAAUUAUGGCACAAUACAAGAAAAAUUGGGGCGCAUGUCUAUAUUGCACUACGUCACUCAAUCCCUUGCGUAUAUGAUUUCUGGUAACAUGGAUUGCGGAAGCCAAGAUUAUCAUCUGGAAGCCGCUAUUUCGAAGUGUUUCGCAUCUGAGUCCGCGUGGUGGGUGUGCAAUGAAGCUAUUCAAAUUUUAGGAGGGAUGGGUUUCAUGUGUGAGACCGGUCUAGAACGUGUAAUGCGCGAUUUGCGCAUAUUCCCAAUUUUUGAAGGGACGAACGAUAUUUUGCGUUUGUUCGUGGCGCUUACUGGUAUUCAAUAUGCUGGAAGUCAUUUGAAGGAGCUACAAAAAGCUUUCAAGAAUCCAUCCGCGAAUUUAGGAUUGAUUGUCGAGGAAGCCGCUAAACGUGCAACUAGAGCAAUUGGUUUGAAAUCACCGCCUACGUUUGGGGAUUUGAUACAUCCGAAAUUGGCGGAAAGCGCCGCUCUUUGUUCGAAGAGCGUGGAAAAUUUUGGUCAAGUAAUUGAGUCUUCUCUUAUCAAAUACGGACGAGGCAUUGUAGACGAACAAUUUAUCCUCAAUAGGAUCGCGCAAGCUGCUUUAGAUACAUAUACAAUGGCGGUUGUUCUAAGCAGGGCAACUAUGUCGUUGAAUAAGAAUCUACCUAGUGCAGAGCACGAAUUAUUAAUGGCACAAACUUGGUGCAUGGAGGCGUCAAACCGCGCUGCACAUAAUCUACAGCAAGUCAGUUCCGCCAAACAAUUAGAUAUCUUUAGUAAAUUAAAUAAAAUUUCGAAGAAUAUGUGCGAUGUCGGUGGGUGCGUACAACUGAAUCCAUUAGGCUUUUAAGACUCGAUCUAAAUUUAGUUUAUAGUACAUGACUUGUGCAGUUUUGAAUUUACCCGAGUUUUAUCACGUUAGAAAUAACAAAUCAUUUUCCAUGUGAUGAAAAAAGAGAAUUCUUUCUUAUAUUUCAACUUUGUAAUUUAUAGAAAAACUUAUGAAUAA
Messenger RNA from Cyphomyrmex costatus, 2073 nucleotides. It is a transcript of the gene Acadvl, whose product is annotated as Acyl-CoA dehydrogenase very long chain. Bases 1 to 1914 code for a protein of 637 amino acids. Lineage: Eukaryota; Metazoa; Arthropoda; Insecta; Hymenoptera; Formicidae. The record is from RefSeq and is a predicted model, not a curated record. The transcript is spliced from 8 exons. Gene Ontology annotation, molecular function: very-long-chain fatty acyl-CoA dehydrogenase activity; flavin adenine dinucleotide binding; fatty-acyl-CoA binding.